Molecule: messenger RNA, 1654 nt
Organism: Mus musculus (house mouse)
Lineage: Eukaryota; Metazoa; Chordata; Mammalia; Rodentia; Muridae
Gene: Ormdl2
Product: ORM1-like 2 (S. cerevisiae)
Exons: 4
Coding region: 215-676 (153 amino acids)
Biological process (GO): ceramide metabolic process
Cellular component (GO): membrane; endoplasmic reticulum; endoplasmic reticulum membrane
Source: RefSeq, marked validated
ACAGGGCGAAAGUCGGCCACUUCCUGGAGACCACAGGUGUAAGAGCCAGCGCUGUGCCCCAAGCCGGACGGGCUCCUGAAGCUGGCAGGGAAAUUCUUUCAUUCCCAAGACUUCAGGGGAUUUUGGCUUUUCAGGAGACAGCUGGGGAACAAGCUCAAUCAGGGCUAAUGAGGAGACUGAGUUGGACUCCUGCCUGAUCCCUCACUGUGGUAGGAUGAAUGUGGGGGUGGCACACAGCGAAGUAAACCCCAACACUCGAGUGAUGAACAGUCGGGGCAUCUGGCUGGCCUACAUCAUCUUGGUAGGACUGCUGCAUGUGGUUCUCCUCAGCAUCCCUUUCUUCAGCAUUCCUGUUGUCUGGACCCUGACCAACGUCAUCCAUAACUUGGCAAUGUAUAUCUUCCUACAUACAGUCAAAGGGACGCCCUUUGAGACCCCUGACCAAGGAAAGGCUCGGCUUUUGACACAUUGGGAGCAGAUGGACUAUGGACUACAGUUUACCUCCUCGCGAAAGUUCCUCAGCAUCUCUCCUAUUGUACUUUACCUCCUGGCCAGCUUCUACACCAAGUACGAUGCUGCUCACUUCCUCAUCAACACUGCCUCGCUGCUCAGCGUGCUGCUGCCUAAGCUACCCCAGUUCCAUGGGGUUCGUCUCUUUGGAAUCAACAAAUACUAAAAGAUGGUUUGCUAGUUCUGCAGGCAUUGAGGGAAGGCACUGGAACUAAUAUAUAAUGUUUUCCCUUCUCCACACUAUCUUCUGUAUCUUGGAAGCCUGAGAGAUAAGAUAAACCUAUCUAAACUCCAAGAAGGAAGAAACUGGAAAAUGGGGUUCCUGGGUCCAGUCUUCAUAGGGUCAAGAUUCUCUGAAUCAGGAAAGGUGGAUGAGGUUAAGGGCACUACCACUCACUCUCCUCUAUCUAGCAAGAAGCCAUCAUUGUUUGGGCAGCUUUUCUGGUGAUUAUGUUUUUCCAUAUCUUCUAAACCUACCAACUUCAAGUUCUGUUUUGCUGUAUAUUUUUCUUAAAAUAAAGUCUUUCAGUUAUGGCUGAAAUUUGAUAAGCAAGGACAGAGAGAUUUUCUCAUAAUGCUGGGGAGAAAAUGCAAAAUGCUGACUUACUAUAAAAAAAACUUUUAAGCAAAAUUUUGUCUCUACUCCUUUGGUCCAAUACCUUUCACUCACAGCUAACAGCAAGGAAAGAAUUCUCAAAUAAGAAAAAAGAGCUCACAAGUGAGUAGUGGAGGCACAUGCCUAUAAUACUAGCUAGCCCUCAGGAAGUGGAGGCAGAGGCAGGAGAAUCACUGCAAUCUGGAGUCCAGCCUGGUCUACACAGUAAGACUCUUAUCUCCAAAAGAAAAUAGAAAAGGACUCCCAGCUACAUGGGUAAAGAAGAGAAGGAAGAUGUAAGUUGCCAGUUAUAUAUUUAUAGAAAGAUAAUCUCCUGGCUUUAAAUAGAUAUGUACAUACAAAUAUGAACAAACUUAAAAAAAUACAAACCCUUGGCUAACAAGGGGGCCUCUGGGAACCCCUCUAUCCUUCCCCCUCACCCAAGGGCACAGGGCAUAAAUCUGCUUUUUAAAAAUUAAUUAAUUUUGGCCAUCCUUGCAACAACAAGCCUGAAGUUAGGUGUCUUACCAAUAAAGUGAAAGUCAGAGG